GCACAUUUUCUUCACCCCACAUGAUGCCUGCACCUGUAGGCUCUCGGGGGAGAGAAAGUAGAAUUUACGGUCUGGGAGGACCAACGGCAUUCAGAGGCAGAGGGCAAAUGGGAGACUUCAGGACACCUAGACCUGGAGUAUAUCAGGACCAGAUGACUAUUAGGGGAGUAAAGAGGGAGAUAAACGCACCCUACAGACCAAAUACAUUUAACAAGAAACAAAAACUGACUAAACCUUUUGUACCAUUUAUAAAGAAACCAGGGAAUAGUGAUAGCGCAAACAAAGAGGAGAAAAGAAAACUUGAGACUAAACUUGAAGCCAAAAGAGAGAAGCAAAGACGCAGACGGGAGAAGUAUAAUUCUAAAUGUGGUGGACAAAGGGUAGUAUACGCUUGCUCCUUCUGUAAAUUCCUGACAUCUGAUGAGAAGGAAAUGGAAGACCACCUCGAAGGCUCUUAUCACCAGGAAACGCUGGAAAAUAUUCGCAAGGAUGCCAAUUUAGAUGAAGUAGUCAUUCGUUUCUUACAUGAAUCUAUUGUACAUAAGUUUAAGAGGAAUUUAAAACACAAACUACGGUGGCUCGCUACAGACCCACAGCAAACUUCAGUGCAAACACAAAAGCACGUAAUGGAAGCUGUAACGGAAGACGACUACAUGAGGAGAGCUACCAUGGUUCACUGCAUUGCAUGUGAUGCCUACAUUCCUGCUACCAAGCUCUCUGCACAGGAACAUUUGAAAUCCACCAUGCAUCUGACAAAGAAAGUGGAGUAUAAGGAGCAAUUGAAAAGGGAGCGUGUUUUAGUGGCUACCAGCUUGCUGAACAAUCCAACAGUAAAAGAACGUUAUCAAAGGUUUGUUAAGGGCGAGAAUCCUUUUGAAAUCACAGAAGAUGGAGCACAGAGUAAUGAUGCUGAACUAAAUCACCCGACUGAUGACCAGGCUUCUGCUGAAACUGUAACUGAGAUUAAUUGAACAUAAUGAACACCUUGACGAGAAGCAAACCUUGGUCUUUUAAAUGCUUUGAAAAAGCCAACUCUUCACUGUAAAUAUAAUAAUACAGACACAGCAGCAGAAAUCUGCUUUUUUCCCCCCAGUGUACUUACUGUCUAUCUUCUAGUCUGUUCCGCCACACACAGAUAAGGAUUUUACUUUGUAGUUAACCAUCAGUUGCAAAACUACUCGUACUUAAACAGAAUCUCCUGCUACUAUGCUUAUUGUUACUGUUUUAUCUAACUGGUUUUGUACCUGUAUUGUUAACACCAUUCUCUCAUUGUGAACAGAACACAUUUUGUAAUGAUAUUUUGCUAUUUUAAACGGGAGCAUUGCAUGGUUAUGUCAUACAUUUGAAUUUUUUUAUUUCAGUUCUGUAAAAAUUAAAAUGUUCAGCUUCAUUAGAAACAUUGUCUUUUUAUAUGAAUAACUCUGGACAAUAAAAAAACAUAAGU
Messenger RNA from Polyodon spathula (Mississippi paddlefish), 1444 nucleotides. RefSeq names its product DBIRD complex subunit ZNF326-like. NCBI's taxonomy places the organism in Eukaryota, Metazoa, Chordata, Actinopteri, Acipenseriformes, Polyodontidae. Gene Ontology annotation, biological process: regulation of DNA-templated transcription elongation. The transcript is spliced from 8 exons. Bases 21 to 971 code for a protein of 316 amino acids. Gene Ontology annotation, cellular component: nucleus; DBIRD complex. The record is from RefSeq and is a predicted model, not a curated record. Gene Ontology annotation, molecular function: DNA binding.